Messenger RNA from Xylona heveae TC161, 1222 nucleotides. RefSeq lists its product as hypothetical. The coding region runs from base 318 to 872 and encodes 184 amino acids. Gene Ontology annotation, molecular function: structural constituent of ribosome. NCBI's taxonomy places the organism in Eukaryota, Fungi, Ascomycota, Xylonomycetes, Xylonales, Xylonaceae. The transcript has a single exon. Gene Ontology annotation, biological process: mitochondrial translation. Gene Ontology annotation, cellular component: mitochondrial large ribosomal subunit. The record is from RefSeq and is a predicted model, not a curated record.
CCGUCCUGUCGCCUUUUGACUUCUACCUUCAGUAUAUCCACCGUUUCAUACUUGCAGCUGUCCACGCAAUUGACGAGACCAAUUCCGCCUGUCUUUUCCUGUAGCGGCAUACCGACGGAGCUACACUCGAGGGGUUGAAUUUUCCCUGCGCGAAAUCCCCGUACGAACGCUGUCGAAUUUCGGCCAUCUCUCUCGAGUUUCGUUCGUCCCAAGAUACUACAUACGAGUCCUCCAGUAACAACCAAUCCCAUUUUUACACUACUUUGACGAACGAAUCGAGUGGUUCCGAAAACCCUUUCAAACCCACUAAGAACAAAAUGGCAUCACCUGCACUCCCUUCUCUCGCCCUGCGGCGCACAACUACCACGAUCCUGCCGCGAUCAGCAAUUACAACAUCCUCAUCCUCAUCAACAUCAUCAACAUCGCCAUUCUCGCCCAUCUGCCAACAAUGCAGACAUGCGUCGCUGAUUCGCCGUCCUAAACGACCAUAUACCUUCACCCAGCUCGUGACGCUGACAGACGGAUCUACGUUCCUGCAGCGCACGACUUCUCCGCAGCCCGUGUACAAGACGACCAAAGACACGCGAAACAACCCGCUGUGGAACCCGUCGUCGCAGAAACUGCUCAAUGUGGAAGAAGACGAGGCCGGCCGACUACGUGCGUUCCGACGACGAUUCGGACGCGGAUGGGACGCCGAGGCGGUUGAUGAGGCUGCGGGCGAGGAAGUGCGUGAGGGCGAGGAACACCUUGCCAAGGGGACUGAGGAAGAAGAGGACAGUCUCCUGGAUUUGAUUAGUGGAUAUGGAUUGCAACAGGAACAACAGGGCCAGGCAAAGGGCGAGAGGGUGACGAAGGGCAAGGGCAAGAAAUGAAGUGGUUGCCAUGAUACUCGUUAGAGGAUCGAUGAGGAGAAGUGUAAUCAUACUUGAUAGGAGAGAGAUGCGGAAGAGAUUAAAGGGUGACCAAUUAUGGAGAGCGGGGUCAAAACUGGAGGGAGCAUGAAGGAGACAAAGAAAACGACUGUUGCAUAGAGCGCUCGAGUUGAGCGUGCACAACACGUGGCUGAGAAGAUAGACUGGGCUUGUCCACUGGCGGAUAUCAUUUUGAUUCAUGUAAAAUCAUUUCAUUUUCUAUCUCGCAAUCUGUAUUUUUACUACUUUAGAUCUCUCUUCAAUGUCUCGCACCGACAUAUCAUCAGUUGUAAAAUCACAAUCACAUAUCG